CUCUCUCAGGGAAGGUUACAAAGACCCGGCGCACAUGCUCAGAAAUGCUGCUCUCGGGCUGCGAGCGGCUGGCAGCGGCCAUUUCAAAGAGACCAUCGCCAGGACGAGAGAGCCGUCAGGGAGAAGCACCCGUUCCCAAGAUGCUGGCACGCUGCCUCCCAAGAGGAGCUGUCCUUACAGUUCCUUUAAUUUUUCUGGUUGCACUGCUCCUCACAGAGCCUGUUAGAGCUGAUCAAGAAGCAGGAACUGCCAUACCAGCUGAAAGCCGGCCCUGUGUUGACUGCCAUGCAUUUGAAUUCAUGCAGAGGGCUCUGCAGGAUUUAAAGAAAACAGCAUAUAAUCUAGACACACGGACAGAAACGCUUCUUCUUCAAGUGGAGAAAAGAAAUCUGUGUGAUUGUGUAGCUGCAAAUCUGCUAAACUGAGUCCUGGAGGCCAGCCAAGGAGUGUCACCUAUUCUGCCAUUUUUAAAAAGCAGCUGUAUAAAAUACAGCUGUAUGGAGUUCGUUUUGCAAGCAUGCUUGCCCCAGCGUACUGAGGAAACUGGGGGGUUUGUGUCUUAUAUGUUUGUUUGUUUGGAUUUUUGUUCUUUUAAAUAGUCCUUCACUGUGUUGCCAGUAAAGGCUCAAUAAAUCUGUUACUUGGUAUCAGAAUGGGGGAAAACUCUACUUACUUUGAUUUUAAAUCAGAGGUCGCCAAGUGUAACCCAGAGGAUAUGGCCAGCCACAUUCCAGAGAUGCUUGUGGCUGAUUUUUGUCUGUAGUGUCAAUAUAUCCUGGCAACUUACCCAAUUAUACUGAGAAAGGAACUUGUGGUCUCUGUCGGUUUUGCCUCUUUGUUAGGGAUGAUGAACGUCCUCUUUGCCUGUUGUGUGAACUGUGACCACAUUCAGACAUGUUGCAGUGCUGUCAGCUGUAAUGAGGUAUGUGUCACAAGGAGGAACAUGUGCUGGACUUGGACCAAAUGGCCUUUAUCCUGGGUAAAAGUAUCGUCCUUUUAAGUAAAACCUUGCAUGUCUUCAUCUCUUCCUGGAUUGUCCACUUUAAAACCGCUGUGUCUAUAAACACUUCUACCUUAGCAGGUUAAAUAGGUUGAAUAGGAAAAUAUGAAAAGGAAAAUAAGAGCAUGACUAGGCAGUCGUAUUGCCAGUUCCAGCUGUACCAAGACAUUACCACCAGCAGCCACUCGGGAUCACAAUGUAGAAGGUCAUGAACUACAUGUAUUGCCAAGGAGUUUCUUCAUGUGAGUUUUCUUUGUUUCAGAUGAAGCACAGCAGUUAGGUCAGUCAUACAUUGUUCAUUCUGUGAUACUGUAAGGCCUAAGGUGUGAAGUUUUGAAUCUGUCCAUGUAAUUCCCUUGGAAGCAGCUUUUCUGUUUCAGGCAUGAAGAGCUGUGCUGAUUUUUCCCCCAACACUAUCAUUCUGUUCUGAGAUACUGUGCUCACCUACAAGUCUGAAUGAGGCUGAGUUUGAGCCUCAACAGUUUGAGUUGAUAUUUGUGAGUUUGACAUUAUUUAGAGCCUUAUGAGACCACCUCAACAGUGAGGCUGCGGGGUGCUAUCUAAUUGGCCUGGGGAAUGGAAGGGAGCUGGACAUCUGAAGGUGAAAACCUCUUCAGCUGAUUUUGGCAGAAGAUGCCUGUCUGCAGCCUCACCUCCCCAACUAAAAUGUCAGGAAGUGACAUUUGCUGGAAGCGCGUGGGAGAGGAGUCACGGGAACUGCUCUGGCAGCGCAGCUCUAGGUGUGCUGAGAAACAGCUGGCGAGUAGGGGAACACAGUAGACUAACCGACUAGCUGAGUGGUUUCCAAAAUGAGCAUCUGUCCACAGUUAAAAAGGAUUUGGAAAGCCGAUUUCUGCACACUGAAAAAGCCCAGCGUGCCCUUCUGGAGGGGAUCAGGAGAGUAAGCCAGCACAGUUCAUGUGCAUGGCAGAAGGAAUCCUGGGUUUUGCUUUUUGUGUGUUUGUUUCAUUGAUUGAUUGAUUU
This is a messenger RNA of Nothoprocta perdicaria, 1984 nucleotides long. Its product is annotated as neuropeptide-like protein C4orf48 homolog. The coding region runs from base 45 to 425 and encodes 126 amino acids. NCBI's taxonomy places the organism in Eukaryota, Metazoa, Chordata, Aves, Tinamiformes, Tinamidae. The transcript is spliced from 4 exons. The record is from RefSeq and is a predicted model, not a curated record.